Molecule: messenger RNA, 1485 nt
Organism: Didymodactylos carnosus
Lineage: Eukaryota; Metazoa; Rotifera; Eurotatoria; Philodinida; Philodinidae
Source: the annotation of a GenBank genome assembly
AUGGACUCUUUUGCUUUUGGAUCGCCAAUGACCGUUAUGCAUUCAACACCACCUUGGUCAGCGAGCAUCAAUAAUCGAAUCGUCUCACUGAACUCCGGUAUUUCAAUUGAUCCACAGAUUUCAAACCGUUCAUCAUCGACAGCGCCAUCCUCUUCGUCUUCGUCCUCUCAACAAGCGCUCACACCUCAACAUCAUCAUCAUUUUAUCACUUCAACAUCGACUGAAACAGCAAGAAGCACAUACAGUGAUGCCUCAUCAACCACGAUAAAUACCACAGCCGCAACAGCAAAUGGAAAUCACCAUCAUGUUAUCCCUAAAAUUGAGCCUAAUGGUAGCUCAUUAGAUCAACAUGAAAUACAUUCAACCGGUUCAUUAACUGGUUCCACGAGUGAUAAACAAACAAUUGAAUGUGUUGUAUGUGGAGACAAAAGUUCAGGGAAACAUUACGGUCAAUUUAGCUGUGAAGGAUGUAAAUCGUUUUUUAAACGUUCAGUUCGACGUAAUUUAAAUUAUACAUGUCGAGGAAGUCGUAACUGUCCAAUUGAUACGCAUCAUCGUAAUCAAUGCCAGUACUGUCGAUUUAAAAAAUGUCUUAAGAUGGGAAUGAGAAGAGAAGCUGUUCAACGCGGUCGAGUACCGUCUACGACAAGUGGAGCCUAUGGACAUUUUUCGUUUAAUCCUGAUAUUAAUAAUGCACAUUCGUAUUUGAACACGUACAUUUCACAUUUAGUACGAGCUGAGCCCUACUCAUUCUUUCAAAAUUGUAUAUCAUCAACACCAUCUACCACCGCCACAACAGCAUCAGCUACUAGUCCGUUAUCCCAAGCAAAUUUUGUCUCGAUGGAAAAUGUAUGUGAAUUAGCUGCACGUUUAUUGUUUGGCGCUGUUGAAUGGGCAAGAAAUGUGCCGUUUUUUCAAGAACUGAAUUUGAAUGAUCAAUGUAUUCUAUUACAAAUAACAUGGAGUGAAUUAUUCCUAUUAAAUGCGUCACAAUGUAAUAUGCCUGUUCAAGCAGCACAGUUGCUUAUAUUAAGUGGGAUACAUACAAGCCCAAUACCAGCUGAAAAAGUACAAACAUUUCUAGAUCAUACAAGAAAAUUUCAAGAACAAGUGGAAAAAUUAAAAGCAUUACAUUUGGAUCAUGCAGAAUACUCAUGUUUAAAAGCCGUUGUUCUUUUUUCACCAGAUGCUCCAAAUUUAUCCGAUCCUCAACAUAUCGAUAAUUUACAAGAAAAAUCUCUAUUAGCCUUAGAAGAAUAUGUUAAAGGACAAUAUCCAGCGCAUGCUAGUCGAUUUGGCAAAUUAUUACUACGAUUACCAUCAUUAAAAAUUGUCUCGUCUCAAAUUAUUGAACAAAUAUUUUUUGUAAGAUUAGUGGGCAAAACACCGAUUGAAAGUUUAAUACGUGACAUGCUAUUGAGUAAUAAUUCGUUCAACAAUUCAACAUUCGUGCCACCAGCUCCUUAUGGAAUAUUUCCACAGUAG